This is a messenger RNA of Aspergillus aculeatinus CBS 121060, 842 nucleotides long. RefSeq lists its product as uncharacterized. The transcript has 2 exons. The record is from RefSeq and is a predicted model, not a curated record. Bases 140 to 622 code for a protein of 160 amino acids. NCBI's taxonomy places the organism in Eukaryota, Fungi, Ascomycota, Eurotiomycetes, Eurotiales, Aspergillaceae.
GGAAAUAGUUUUGGGAACAACGGGGAAAAUCCUGAAAGACUUUAGAGGAGGAGGAGGAGGAGGAGGUGUUGGUCGGUUAGUCUCUUCCAAUUGUUGUGCACUCACUCCAUAUCUCGCAUGGGUCCCAAACAGGCAGGCGAUGGCCUUCGCCGUCGUCGCCCGCGUGGACCGACCCUCCUCCCUCUUCCCCCCACUUUACUUUCCUUUCUUCUUUCCAAGGGAUCCAUCGUUAUCGAUUUGCCGAUUGUGUGCUUCAUCACUGGGAUUCCGAAUGAGUCCAACAAAGUCUACAGUACGAGUAUGUAAGCAACAGCAAGCCAAGGGCCGAUGCCGUUCCAUCCGAGGGCUCCAGUCGGAAGGCUUGAUGAGCGGGCAUUGCCGCCCUCCAUCCAAACAAGAAACUUGCCGAGGUCAAUGCUCACUUGACUUGGAGAGUGGGGAGCUGGUUUCUUAUCCGAGUCUCUCGGUAGAACUGUGCAAUACAUACCUUGUAACCAGUUGCCAGUCUUGUGAGUGGUCAUCAUUGCUGCUCCAGGCUAUGGUUGCCAGAAGAGAUUCAGUUCUUCCCUUCAUCAUUGAGCAUACGACGAACGCCAUGAGGCUCUUAACUGUACUCACUUGAAUCUAGGUGCAGCUCACUAUAAUAGAAAUCUCAUAGGAGUUGCUGCUCCGAUGAUGAGAGCAAGCUCUCGAGCAAUAACAAUGGUACAUUGGUCAGCCUCUGGAGUUUGAGCUCGAUUCCACCACGUUUGCAAGACAUUUAAGCUUAAAAUCAUUGACAGAGACGUCUGGGGUGAGUAUGCCGAUUGUUCAGACUGCAUCCAGCCCGGUUGACUCUUGUG